CUAGAAGGCACGUUACUUACGUUUCAUCGUCGUCGUCAUAUUUGUUGUUUUUACUUUUCUACUUGUAAUUUAGUGACGUCGACAUCAGGACGAUAUCAUUAUAAACAUUUACGUCUUGCGCCACCAUUAAGAGUUGGGUAAGUAGGGGAAUAACUCUAAGAUAUGAUUUUCUAAGCUUCAGUACUAAUAAAUAUUUAUUCGAGUUGUUGGGAAUAAAAUAUUAGGAAGCGGGAUGCGCAUCAUCUGCAGGGACCAAUUGUGGCGGCCUGGAAAUGCACGAUGCAAUCAUGUGGAACAGCAUAGGUGAUUUCCUAAGUUGGUUAUCAUUGCGAAUGAUCAUAGCCCCCUUUUAUUUCCGUGUUUACAGAGGGGUGCUCCCCUCUAACGCUUAUAUAUAUGGGCUUAUUCCCUGCAUCGUAAUUUCUACCAUGUUAUAUAUCUCUAAGGAAAUGUAUGAACUUAGCAGUAGAUCGACUCGUUUUGCCUGUCCCCUCUAGCCUAAAGCAUUAUGGCCCUGCUAGCAAAAGUAGGGCGAAAAGCCAAUCUGUCACCUUCUUUUUGUGGUGAAAUAGGAGAGUAGCAGCUUGAAUCGAGCAUACAAGUGUCAAAUAUUCGGACUACUUACAAUACGACAAGCCUCACGCGAAGGAUGAAAAGAAGCC
This is a messenger RNA of Hypoxylon trugodes, 662 nucleotides long. RefSeq lists its product as uncharacterized. NCBI's taxonomy places the organism in Eukaryota, Fungi, Ascomycota, Sordariomycetes, Xylariales, Hypoxylaceae. The record is from RefSeq and is a predicted model, not a curated record. Bases 273 to 497 code for a protein of 74 amino acids. The transcript has a single exon.